This is a messenger RNA of Capsicum annuum, 994 nucleotides long. RefSeq lists its product as uncharacterized. The record is from RefSeq and is a predicted model, not a curated record. The transcript has 4 exons. Lineage: Eukaryota; Viridiplantae; Streptophyta; Magnoliopsida; Solanales; Solanaceae. Bases 155 to 628 code for a protein of 157 amino acids.
CACCAAAAACAAAAACUUACACAGCACACACACAAAAAAAAACCCCUUUUCACCUGGUCCUUUAAAUAUACCCUCACAUUCCUCUGCAUCCAUAGAAUCCAAUUGAUAACAAAAAAAAAAAAAAAAAAAAAUAGAACUCUUUAGAGUUUCCAAAAUGGAGGAGAACAGGCAUUACUGGAAGAGAAGUCAAGUACCAGCAUUUGGUAGCUGGGAUUGUAACAAUGGUGAUGAUUAUCCAAUUCCAUUUACAGAGUGUUUUGAAUCAGCUAGACAAGCUGGUUUGUUUCACUAUGGUUACUCACAAGAUUCAGAUUUAUAUGUAACUGGAGAUCUUUACCAGAACCAUAUUGUUAAUCCUACGAUGAUCGUUGUUCCUCGUCGUAAGAAAAGAGGAAGUUACAAGGAGGGGAAAAAAGAGGCAUGGGUGAUGUGUGAUAAUUGUGAGAAAGAGUCAUCAAGUCCUGUUAAUGUUCCUCUAUCUCCUGUUCCAACAACUAGGCAUGUGCCCAAAAAGCCUGUUGAUGAAGAUCUCUACAAGAUUUCUCCUGAGUUGCUCUACACCAAAUCUAAAAUGAAAGGCAUCCGAAGAUUCUUUUCAAGUUGCUUGCUACCAACUUGUGCUAGUUGAAUUUAAAGCAAUGCAUAUAAGAGAAGAUGUGUGCUAGUUUAUAUAUAUUCCAAGUAUUAUAUAUAGAAGUGUUUUGAAGUGCUUUUGUGGGGUAAAUUGGCCAAAAAAAAAAAGAUAUUAGAAUGUUGGUCAUCUCAAGAAGGAUAAAUAUAUCAUCAUAUGUUAUUACAACAGAGGUGUCUUUCUUUUUACUUUUCUGUUGCUAACAGUUUGUUUCUUCUUGGAAGUAUAUUGAUGUCCUAGUAUAAUGCCUAGGGGUGUUGGUUUUUGUAAUUUAUAUAAAGUAGAAAAUGUAUGGGAAGUUGGGAUUAAAAGCUUGUAAUGUUACUUUAUGAGAAAAUCAAGAAAACUUCCCUUGUGCUUUUA